Molecule: messenger RNA, 870 nt
Organism: Camellia sinensis
Lineage: Eukaryota; Viridiplantae; Streptophyta; Magnoliopsida; Ericales; Theaceae
Source: RefSeq, a predicted model, not a curated record
AUGGAAGGCGGUAAUCGACAACCGUGCGGAUUGUCUAUGGCAGGGUAUAAGAACGUAGCAAACAAAUUUCUAGAGAAAACCGGCCUACAACAUUCAGCCAAACAAAUGAAAAACAAGUUUGACAACUUGAAGAAAGAUUGGGUCGCCUGGAAAAAGUUAGAGAAUGCUAGCCACGGCUUGACAGGGCUUGGAUACGACCAUGAGACGGGCUUGAUCACUGCACCUGACCAUUGGAGUAAGCCUCUAAAGCAUGUGGAUCUCAUGGAGCGGGUGUACUCUGGCGCAACUGUGACUGGAAAACAUGCAUGGACUCCAACAGAAGUUCAAGAUGAUGUUCCUGCUGCGACCAAUGCCAUGGACGUGGAUAGCGGGAUAAGACCUCUCAGUGCAGGCACACUACCACAGCCGGGCCAUGACACUAUCGGGGAGAACGUGGUUGAUAGUAGCCUAUUUGAGAAUGCUCCCCCCCAGUCAGCCGUGGACGGAUCAGGCAAUCCAAAACGACGCAAGCGGGCAACGCCUGGUACUGUUGCUAGCAGCAUGGACAAUCUCGUGGAAGUUGUGAGCAAACAAAGCAGGGAGCUGAAAAUCACCCAAUAUGUUGUCACGGGUAAAGGUGACAACACAGUGGGGGAUUGUCUUGCACGGCUUAUGAGCACGCCUGGAUUAGAGACAGGCGGUAAGUUGUUCUCAUUCGCAUGCGGCAUAAUGGAUUCACCCGAUAAUCGGGACAUCAUCAUGGCCCUCCUCCAGAAUUGCAUUGUCAACUGGCUGACUGAAAAGCGUGCCUGCACGCCGGCGAAUGUUGGUAGGGAUCAUGAAGGGGGGACACGGCUGUUCGGGAGUGGUAGUGCUGUUGACUUGGACUAG